Messenger RNA from Saccoglossus kowalevskii, 3502 nucleotides. RefSeq names its product nischarin-like. Gene Ontology annotation, cellular component: cytoplasm. NCBI's taxonomy places the organism in Eukaryota, Metazoa, Hemichordata, Enteropneusta, Harrimaniidae. Gene Ontology annotation, molecular function: protein binding; phosphatidylinositol binding. The record is from RefSeq and is a predicted model, not a curated record.
UUCCGGGGCUUGUACUGUUUUGUUCGUUGUGCUACAUAAAAUGGCAUCAUUUAUUGACGAUGUGGAUGAUAUUAGACGCAACAGAAAAGUGACAAUAACUGGGACUGAUCACAUCGAAAAUUAUACGAUAUACAAUAUUGAAGUGUCAGUGUGUGAUUGUCAAUGGAGUACCCGACAUAGAUACAGUGAAUUUGCUGACCUUCAUGAAAAACUUGUCAUUCAACAUAAAGUUGAAAAAGGACUACUGCCACCGAAGAAACUUUUAGGAAAUCUUUCCAGAUCAUUUAUUGAAAAACGACAGAAAGAUCUAGAACAAUAUUUACAUUCUCUAUUGCAGAGGUUUAUUUACUUGCCGAAGUCUUUGUCAUAUUUCCUAGGAUUCAAUAAAUAUGAAAUCCAUGGAGUGGUGGAGGCACUGGCUGAGGAGCUAUUUGAGAAAGGAGACAUGAUCCUGUCAGCUGGUGAGGUUUAUCACAUGACACCCAUACAACUUUACGCCAUUACAGAAAGGUUGAAGUUAGCUCUUCCCACUUGUGAAUCAGGUGACAGGAGGCGUGACCUUGGUCAUGUCAUGGAUUUCAUUGCAAGACUCAAGUACCUCAAGAUAACAGGCUUUGAUGGAGCACUAGGUACAAGCAGUAGAACUGUCAAUGAACUGCCUUUUGAUAUGUCAAUUUUUAAAGCACUAAUACAAGUUCAAAAAUUAAUGCCUAGAGUGGAGUAUUUGGAUUUGAGUUAUAACCAGAUUGUAUCAGUGGAUCAUUUACAGAACUUGUCAUGUCUGACACAUGUUGACCUGUCACACAAUGAACUAGAGUGUGUUGAUGCAUUCAAUACAAAGUUUGGAAAUAUUAAAUCAUUGAACCUUGCUGGCAACCGUAUUGAAAGCAUAUCUGGUCUGGCUAAACUCUACUCUCUAGUGCAUCUUGAUGUCAGCCAUAACAAGAUAGAAGAGGUGAUUGAAAUAAAACACCUUAAAGGAUUGCCAUGUCUGGAAAAAAUAUUUUUCUUAAGUAAUCCAGUUACCAUAGUAACUGAUUAUAGAACUAAAGUCCUGGAGGUUUUUAAUGAUAGAGCAAGUGAGAUUACUUUAGAUGGUCAGAUUACGAGUCAGAAAGAGCUGGAUACAGUAGCGGUCCUACAAGCGAUCCACAAAGCGAGAGAAGCCAAAGGGAAACAGGGAAAAAAUUCACCGAAAAAGAAGCAUACAACACAUGUGCAUGCAGCAGAGAUAGCGGAAGCCAAUGAUGAUUCUGAUAGCAGUUCACAAUAUCAACAAUAUAGUUUUCAAGGUAGUGCUAGUUCUACUCCACCUUCUACUGGCCAAGUGACAGAAGGUACAAGUCCAAUUGACAGCGAAUUUCGCUCACAGAUAGAAACAAUUCGCAACAUUGGGGGAGAGGGAUGGUUAAGAAUGCUGAAUGAGAUACAAUCCCCUGAGAAACCAAGUUCAUCUACUACAUCUCAAAAUCAACAGGGAACUCCUCAUGUAGCUGAAAAGAUGGGAAGGGCUGAAGGAGGUCAUGGGACUAUGAAUGCACAUCAGUCACUAAAACAAGCAGUCAUGGAGGAAAUUGCUGACGGAAAGAAUGCUGACAGUCGAUCCAUGAACUCAUUUGAUCAGACAGACAAAGACGGUUGUGGUCAAGGAAUCCCAUUACCUGCAUCACAACAACAGUUUCUGUGUAUACUAGAAUCUAUCUCCAAACACAGCCAGGCUGAUGAGUUCCCUAUUGAGGAUCUUUUACUCACAAGGAUUCCAAUUCCACCUGGAGAGUAUUGCAACUCAUUGGACAACAGUGGUGAAAUGGAGGGUGAGGACAGCAGACAACCCCCAGAGGGGGAGAGUGAUACAUCCGAGGCUGAGGCAACACCUUCUGAAGACAGAGCCAGAGCUGCUCUUGGAGAUGUCUCUGUUAAAAUGGGCGUGGUUGAGAAGUUCCGGGAGCAUCUGGAGAAACGUUUGCAGACACUGAUGCCUGGUGCAUUGUUUGAAGUAAUGAAUUCAGCAAGAGAGAGGAUAACUCCCCAAUCCUCUCUCAGAGUUACUUUCAAAGCUGGUUCCACUGAAGAGAUUGCUGUCACAUCAGAAGCAGCAAUAUGUCUGCCAGCACCACUACCUGUACCAGUAAUUGAUCCAGUUAGGAUUUACUCAGAAGAAGCUUUGAAUGAGCUUUCCAACUAUAAUGCAAAAGCUAAUCUUAGGGUCCCUGAUGCAAUGAAGAGUUUGGCUUCUCUUAGAGGUUUGGCUUUGGUGAAAUAUUACCAUGAGAACAUUGCUCAGAUCAGCAGUGAUCUAGAGGAGUUGAAAUUUAUCAUGUGGUGUGGCGUAAUUCCUCACAGUACGCCAACCAAUGAAGUAGUGACCUGUGUGAUGCUCAGUUCCAGAGCGCUCUAUUUUGUUUCUGAUGAAGAAGUGGAGCUGUGGAGAAACCAACCCACAAGUGUAACAGACUCUUGGAAGUGCCAUCGAAGAAUGCAUAGUGAUUCUAUACUGGAACAUAUGCAGAGAGCGGCAAAGGGAAGAUCUAAAUCAUCUGGUGGUAGACAUGAAGGCACAAGUCAUUCUAGCGGUGUCAUCAUGGAUGUGAGUCCUGACAGCAGCCAAGGGCAAGUCAGAUGUUUUCAUGUGUUACAGCUUAACAACCUCAAGCAAGUAUUCAUAGGGAUGUUUGAUCAGAGUUUGCGUCUGACUGGACCAGAUACUGCAAACACACUUGCCUGUAUUACCAGAGACUACCAUCUGACACAUGGAUUCCUUGACGCCCUCAUGGCAGCUCUCUGUUUUGUCAACAUUGCAACGCCAUCCCCAGAGAUGGAACGCAGUGCAUCUGAUUUUGAAGUCUACAGUGCUUCUGCGAAAGCAAGGUCAUGUUCUGAAAACUUAGAGUUUGUUCACCCGAGUAAAGUGAGAUUUGUCUACCCAAAUGAGGAAGUUGUAAGUGACUUGACAUUCACCAUCAUUGACAGCAUCAAAGAAUAUGACCCAGUCAAUGAUGUCACAAUCUUGAUGUAUUCACUACUAUUUCAAGUUUCUCCAUGUGAAGAAGAAUGUGACGAGUCUUCAAAGCUACCGUCAACGUCUAUUACAUCCAGGCUGCUUGAACCCAGAACCCUAAUAGUGACCAACUCACACGUCAUGAUCUGCCUACAAGACCAUGUUAGCUAUCCACUACCAGAUUUCGCUAAAAUCCUCCCUGAAAACGCACAGUACAAGGUGUUAGAAGCAAAGAGACUGACUGAUCUCAGGAGGGUGGUAAUCAGUGACUUCGGAGCACGAGACAUUGCCCUGGUCUUUGAAAAGACUGAAGUGGUGGUUGAUGUCACAAGGGACUAUUACAGUGCUCGUGAUUCUCCAAUAACGGAUGAAGCAGGUCAGCAAGAGAUCCAGUGGACUUUCAUCUUACAGACGGUGGAAGAAAGAGAACGAUUAACAAAGUUGCUUUCUAAACAAUGGACAAACAUUACAAGUAAAGAGUUAUCAGUGCAAAUAAAUACAUGA